Messenger RNA from Oryza brachyantha (malo sina), 3387 nucleotides. Its product is annotated as probable LRR receptor-like serine/threonine-protein kinase At1g56140. The coding region runs from base 52 to 3165 and encodes 1037 amino acids. Lineage: Eukaryota; Viridiplantae; Streptophyta; Magnoliopsida; Poales; Poaceae. Gene Ontology annotation, biological process: protein phosphorylation. The transcript is spliced from 24 exons. The record is from RefSeq and is a predicted model, not a curated record. Gene Ontology annotation, molecular function: ATP binding; protein binding; protein kinase activity.
AAGCUCGCUAGCUAGACUCACAGAGAGAGAUAGCUAGCGAUUGAGAGAGAGAUGACGAUGAGGCGUUGCAGCAGCGGCGGCGGCGACGGCCAUGGCUGGCGGCGGCGGCUGUGGGUGGCGGUGGUCGCGUGCUCGUGGGUCGCAGCGGCUCGAGCUCAGGGCCAGACGAAGCCAGCAGCAGCAACCACUGAUCCAGUCGAAGCCGCGGCGCUGAGCACCAUACUAGGGAGAUGGCGCACGAAGCCGCCCAAGACGUGGAACACCACCGGCGGCGACCCCUGCACCGGCACCGCCAUCGACGACACCAACAUCGACAACGACCCCGUCAUCAACCCCGGCAUCAAGUGCGAUUGCUCCUUCAACAACAGCACCGUCUGCCACAUCACCAAGCUGAGGGUGUAUGCUCUGAAUGUUGUGGGUCAGAUACCUGCAGAGCUGGAGAAGCUCACCCAUCUGGAUAACUUGAACCUCAUGCAAAAUUACUUGACAGGCCCCAUACCAUCAUUUAUUGGGAAAUUUCCCAUGAAGUACUUGAGCUUAGCAAUCAAUCCACUAUCUGGACCACUUCCAAAGGAACUCGGGAACCUCACAAAUCUCAUGUCAUUAGGCAUCAGCUUGAACAAUUUUACUGGUAAACUUCCUGAAGAGUUGGGAAACUUGACCAAACUUGAGCAAUUGUAUAUUGAUAGUUCUGGCUUUUCCGGUCCAUUCCCUUCGACGUUCUCAAAACUUAAGAACCUGAAGAUCCUGUGGAUAUCAGAUAAUGAUUUCACAGGGAAAAUACCUGAUUUUAUUGGGAACUUGACUAACCUGGAGGAUCUGAGGUUACAAGGAAAUUCUUUUCAAGGACCGAUCCCAGCAAGUUUAUCCAAGUUAACCAAGUUGACAAGCUUACGGAUCGGUGAUAUUGUAAAUGGGACCUCUUCGUUGGCCUUUAUUAGCAACCUGACAUCCUUGAAUGUCUUAAUAUUGAGGAACUGCAGGAUAUCUGAUAAUCUUGGGGCAGUAAAUUUUACUAAGCUAGCUGGAUUAACCUUGCUGGACUUGAGUUUUAACAAUAUCACAGGCGAAGUUCCUCAGUCCAUCCUUAAUCUGAAGAACCUUCAAUACUUGUUUCUUGGGAACAACAGCCUUACAGGAAGCCUGCCAGAUGUGAAGAGCUCCUCACUAAACAAUUUAGAUUUUUCAUACAACGAACUCACGGGAAGCUUUCCAUCAUGGGCUACCAAUAACAAUCUACAAUUGAAUUUGGUGGCAAACAAAUUUAAUAUUCGUAGCAACAACAAUAGUAUCCUACCUUCAGGACUAAACUGCCUCCAGCAAGACACUCCUUGUUUACUCGGUUCUCCAGAAUACUAUUCCUUUGCAGUAGACUGCGGAAGUAAUAAAUCCGUGAGAGCCUCAGAUAAUACUGUGUAUGAAGUAGAUGCUACAAAUCUUGGAGGUGCAUCAUACUAUGUUACAGGGCAAACACGAUGGGGUAUCAGCAAUGUAGGAAAAUUCAAUGAGGCCCCAAAUGGAAGUUACCUUAUGUAUAGCUCUCAGCAGUUUCAAAAUCCAUUGGAUUCAGAAUUGUUCCAAACUGCCAGGAUGUCACCAUCAUCGCUGAGAUACUAUGGACUUGGGCUUGAGAAUGGAAAUUACACUGUUCUUCUUGAAUUUGCAGAGUUUGCUUAUCCAGACACACAGACUUGGCAAAGCAUUGGAAGGAGAGUUUUUGACAUAUAUGUUCAGGGUGAUUUGAAAGAAAGGAACUUUGAUGUAAGGAAAAUAGCUGGUGGAAAAUCUUUUACUGCAAUUAACAAAAGAUACAAUGCAACUGUAUCGAAAAACUUCCUUGAGAUACAUUUGUUCUGGGCUGGCAAGGGUACUUGUUGCAUUCCUACUCAAGGUUACUAUGGACCGAUGAUCUCUGCAUUAAGUAUCACUCCAAAUUUUACUCCUACCGUGAGAAAUGGAGUUCCAAAAAGGAAAAGUAAAGCGGGUGCAAUUACUGGCAUUGUGAUUGGUGCAUCAGUUUUAGUAUCAGCAGCGCUACUUGGAAUAUUUCUGAUGAUAAAGAAGAGAAGAAAAGUGGCAAGGCAGCAAGAAGAAUUAUACAACCUGGUUGGAAGGCCAAAUAUCUUCACAAGCGCAGAAUUGAAAUUAGCUACUGACAAUUUCAGUUCUCAAAAUGUGAUUGGAGAAGGUGGAUAUGGGCCAGUAUACAAGGGUAAGCUAACUGAUGGAAGAAUUAUAGCUGUCAAACAACUUUCUCAAUCAUCUCAUCAGGGGAAAAAUGAGUUUGUGACAGAAGUUGCAACAAUUUCAGCAGUGCAACAUAGAAACCUUGUGAAAUUGUAUGGCUGCUGCAUUGACAGUAGCACACCCUUGUUGGUUUAUGAGUACCUCAAAAAUGGAAGCCUAGACCGAGCACUCUUUGGACACAGUACCUUGAACCUAGAUUGGCCAACACGCUUUGAGAUCAUUUUAGGUGUCGCUAGAGGCUUGACUUAUCUUCAUGAAGAGUCUAGCGUUCGGAUUGUGCAUAGAGAUAUCAAAGCCAGCAAUGUCUUACUUGACAUUGAUCUCAUGCCCAAAAUCUCUGAUUUUGGACUUGCCAAGCUCUACGAUGAGAAGAAGACCCAUAUUAGCACGAAAAUCGCUGGCACAUUUGGCUAUUUGGCACCUGAGUAUGCAAUGAGAGGUCGUUUGACUGAAAAGGCUGAUGUUUUCGCAUUUGGAGUAGUUGCUCUAGAGAUAGUUGCUGGCAGAUCAAACACUGACAAUUCCCUCGACAAUGAAAAGAUCUAUCUCUUUGAAUGGACUUGGGGGCUGUAUGAAAGAGAGGAAGCAAUCAGAAUUUUAGACCCAAAACUCGAUGAGUUUGACAGUGAGCAAGCCUUGAGAGUGAUAAAUGUCGCACUCUUGUGCACUCAAGGGUCACCGCACCAACGGCCACCAAUGUCUAGGGUCAUGGCAAUUCUUACCGGAGAUAUUGAGAUGACCGAGGUGGUGACAAAACCAAGCUACAUCACCGAGUGGCAACUCAGAGGAGGGAACACUAGCUAUAUAAGCAGCACCUACAACUCUAGAUCUACCACCAAUGAAUUUAGAGAGCAGCGGGAGAGCAGCCCUCUCACCCCGUCUCCAACUAUAACCGGAGUCACAUAUGACGGAAGGUGAAUGAAAUUUGUUGCAAACCGUUUCUAGUCUUAGCUUGAAGUGACAAUUUUGGACAUUGUUGUAUGUUCAUGCAAGUUACGACAAACAUACAGCAUUAUAUUUUCCUGAAUAUUUCCAAUGCCCAUAAAGCAGCAGUCCAUGUAAUUUGUAUAUGUCAGUUGCAUGCAUGCCAAUGUUGAUUUAUUGAAUAAGUGUAUUUACAUGUAUGUUUUAAAAGCAUUU